CGCCUUUCGCUGCGUCACUUCCGGCUGCUGUCGAGCCCUCAUAACAUCCACUGGAGACGCGGCUGAGAACUAAGCGCUGCAUCUAUUGUCAGGACAUUUUCCCUCGCAAACACAAAACAUAAGCAUGUCGGACACGGAGACAAAACCAUCCAGCCAAGACGGGGGGGACAAGAAGGAUGGAGAGUACAUCAAGUUAAAAGUGAUUGGUCAGGACAGCAGUGAAAUCCACUUUAAGGUGAAGAUGACAACACAUCUAAAGAAGCUGAAAGAGUCUUACAGCCAGAGACAGGGCGUUCCGGCCAGCACGCUAAGGUUUCUCUUUGAAGGACAGAGAAUUGCAGACAACCAAACUCCAAAAGAGCUGGGCAUGGAGGACGAGGACGUCAUCGAGGUGUAUCAAGAACAGACUGGCGGACUUUGGAAUGAUUAAGCCUCCUGCGUUUUUAAAUCUUUUUUUUUCUUUUUCUUAUUUUGUAUUUUAUUUUGUAUGUAUGUACGUAUUUUUUUCAUUCCGUUUCAAACCAUCUGGAUCAAAAACGGACUCAACCAGGGCUUCCAUGUUGUUGUGAGGGGGGCGAGGUGAACGGGCCGAGGCGAGGCUGAGGACGGUGCCGAGCGGAGCGACAAAAUUCACAGACCAGCAUCUUUUUCUGUUUGUUGGUCUUCGACAACCACACCGUGUUGUACCAAACUGAAGGAACAGUUCACUCACAGCUGAACAUGUGCAGCUUCGUUUCAGCUCCCGAUUAAAAAAAAAAUAAAGAAUCAAAGUGGCUGUGCUGUUAAGGUCCACAGAGUUCAACUGUUGAUCUUUUAGAUCUUCAACUUUAGAAGCCGUUCUUGCAGAAAUGCAGAAUGACCAAAAUAGGACAAAUAACACGAAACAAAUAAAAAAAGACAAAAUUCUACAAAAAAAAUUGACAAAAAUACGAAAAAAAUUACAAAAGCAAGAAACAAACUGACAAAAAAAACCCCGACAACACAAGCGUCUCUGCAAUUUUUAUACUUUACAAAGUCGGGCCAGAUUGGACCGUCUGGAGGGCCGGUUUUGGCCCGCGGGCCUCAUGUUUGACACCCCUGCGGAAGCUGAAACGAAGCUCAUCAGCUGAUCUGGAGUUAACCUGUGAUGUCUGGUCUGUGGGUCUUUAUGUUUUCUUCACUGCUGAGUCAAACUGUCCCAUCUCAGUGCACAGGCGUCAAAAUGACAAGAAUUGAAAAUAUGUUUUAUUUUUUAUUAAUUAGAAUUUCAUUUCCUCAAACAUGGCAGACAUUUUUGAUGAUCAAGUGCUCAAAAAUGACGGGAAGAAGCAUCGAUUUCUGUCAAACUGCUCCCAGAUGCAGAUUUCUGGAUGCACUCUUCCUUCAAUCCAGUUCUUUUUUCAUUAUACUUUGAAAACCAAGUUAGACGACAGAGCUGGAGUUAUUUGUCUUGUGUGUUUGGUCUGGGGCAUUUAGCGGCUGUGGGUUCUUAAAACAGCCGGAUCGAGCUCUUUGGAACCUGAAACCGUGGCAGGAAAAGCAGCGCGUCGACAUUCAUGUCUGUAGAUUUGAAUAAUUAGCAUUUUCUGCCUCUGUACUGCGCCCUCAUGAAAGUGUAAAAUCCUGAUGAUAACUGACCGUCUUUGGUGACAUUUGAGGCAUUUUUUUUUAAAGAUAAUAAUUGUGCUUUACUUGUAUAUGUUGUAUUCAGUAUUAGAGUGUUUGAAUGAUAUGCCUUGUUCUCUCCAGUGUCGUCUUUUAUUUAUACUCGAGGGUUUCAUUCUGUAACGAUAUAUCAAAGUGUAAAACUCGUUCUAGGAACCCUUCGCUCUCUGACACUCACAUGGUGUUUUUUUAAACCUGUCGGAAGUCUUUCAGAUCGCUCGUUUUUUUAAAAAGCUUUUGUUUUUGGAAUGAAACUCUCGAUGUGUGUCCUGUACGAAGUUCCUCGAGGAGGUUGGGAUCAACACGUUUUUAUCUUGAAAUCGACUCCUGAAGGAGGAAAUAACCGCUGAAAGGGGAAACAGGAAGCAGACGGUUGUUUCUCUCUUCACAAACAUCAGGUCGAAGUGGAUUGUGAUCGAAUCGCACCUCUGGGACUCAAAAUCCAGCUCCUAAAGCAAACUUACAUGUUGGCAGGUGACAGCUGUCACUUCCCAGAGGUGCGCGCAAUAAAAUAAGAGAUUUUAAGACGUCUUUUGAAACGUUGCCUCAAUUGGAUUUCCUCAACCCGACCUCAGCGAGCAGCUCAGGUGGACGACUGUUCAUCACUGGAGGAACGUUGAUACAGAUGGUUUGAAAUUCUGGAGAUGAGGUUUUUGCUUUUUUUGAAUAAAAUAUUUAAGAAAAAAACGUGACUGGUGCUUCUUAUGGGAACGAAUGACACCUAAAUAUGUUCAGAUCCAACUAGGGCUGGACCCGAAUAUUUGGUAGUUUCUGAAUAUUAAUUUUGAGAUCUGAAUACCCGAUAUAUAUAUUUUUUUGUAUUUAUAUAAAUAAAAAUUGCUAUUUGGACCAGCCUUAGAUCCAGCAUGAGUUCAGUUUGAAUAUUGUACAAUUAUUAAAAUGGUAAUAAUUAAGUUACAUCUUAUACACUAGGGAUCAAUAGUUUCAGAACAUUGCAGUUUUUUCAGUUUUUUAUUGAAAUUUAAGCAGUUCAAGUCCAAUGAGUAGCUUGAAGUGGGACAAAGGAAAGUGGUAAACUGCCAGAGGUAAAAAAAAUAAAUAAAUAAAAAAAUUCUGAAAACCAUAAAAUAAUGUCCAUUUCAGAAUUAUCCAUAAAGGCCUUUUUCCAGGGAACAAGACGUGAACUUAAAGCUGUUCUGCAGCGAUGGAGGUUGAUCAAGCCUUGAAAGUUGGAGCUACCAAAUCCUACAGAUGUCCCAACUUUUCUAGAUUCCUUCCAACCCCUCUGUCUGCAUAAAGUAGUGCUGGAACACACUGUGGCUCCACACCCUCCAGAGUAUUAUAUGAACAGUGUUGUACUGCAGACAGCAGUGUGUUGCUAUUAAAACAGAGAGGAAAAGGCAGCCUCUAAAAACCUGCAGCAAGUUUAAAAAAUAAAAUCACCAUUAAAAUCACCAAAAUGACACAAUUUUUUAGAGCUACAAACUGUAAAAACAGAAAAAUUACGCGAAUUUUUAACUUUUAAGCAGCCUUUAAACUAAUAAUCUGUGACAUGUGACUCCAUCAGGAAAAUUAUCCAAAUCUAGACUUAAGCAUUAAAAUUUAGUCUGGUUUGUAACUCUAAAAGACCUCCGGUGAGUUUUUAAAAAUGUGUUUUCAUUUAAAAACAUCAAUUUGCACCAUAUUUUAGAGCUACAAACUGAAGAUUUUUGACAGCCUUUUAACUAAUCAGAAAAAUUAGGCAAAUCGAACAUCAAACAUGAGAAUCUCUAAAAGCCUCCAGCAGGUUAAAAUUGCAUAUUUUUACCAAUAGAAGAGAGACAGACCAUCAACACUUAAAAUGUAGGUCUGUCCUAUAGAGUGGAAAGACAAAGUGUCAGUCAGUCCAGUUUUCUUCACCAUCAAAAGGUUCAGAAACUGGAGGAAACUCUGACAGGAAGAGGUCUGGAAGACCCAAAGCCACAACCGAACCAGAAGACAAGUUCUUGAGAGUCAACAGCUUCAAGCACAGCUUCAUAAUGGUCUUAGUAGGAAGUCUCUGUUUCAACUGUGAACAGAAGACUUGGAGUUGCAGCAGAAAGCCAUUGCUCAAACGUCAAAGUAAGAAAAAGAGGCUUACCUGAGCCAUGAAACACCACCAAUGGACGACUGAAGACUAGAAGAAGGUAUUAUGGACUGAAAAAUCACAAUGUGAAAUCUUUGGUUCAUCACUAAUUUCUGUACGUCGUCGAGUAGAAGGGAUGGUUCCUCAGUGUGUAACGUCAGUGUCGUUCUUGUCACAGCUACAGCUUAAGGCUGUGGGCUGUGGUAGUGCUUCCUGUUCUCUCUCUCCUAGGUGUGUUCUAGGUGAAGCUGGCAGCAGGUGUGCUGCAUUGUAACCAGCAGACGAGCUGCAGGUGGAUCUGAGUGACUGGUCUCUGGGCGUCUCCAUAAAAGCAGAUGGCAGCCGUCAUUCGAAGCUGGACCGUCGUCUAAUCUCCAGUUAGUGCUGGGAGUAGAACUGUCUUUGCCACCAGCCUAGAAUUGCCAGUAAUUCUGUUUUCUGUGUUCAGAAAGCUGAUUCCUGCCUGCUGAGUUGCCUGGGUUCCUUCGUCUGCUGGUUUUCCGUCCAACCACGGAUUCUGGCUUCUUCUCCGGAGGAUCUCCACCUGUCGCCAGCUUAACCUGGGAACAUCAACGUACACCUGGAAAGAGGACUUUCUCUGGAAACACCUACCACGACCGGGUUCUACUGAUACCAACUUACCAAGCACAUGGUGAACACCUGGAGGGAGAGUUCUGGAUGAAGUCAAACCAAAAGGACUGUUCUCAGCUCAUCAGUUAAGUCUCCAAGCCCUAGUAUCACCAGACUCUUUGUAUUGUUAAUACGUCGAAUUAAAUAAUCAGCGUUCUGUAUUUAACUUAAUGUAUUUUAUGCUCUGCAUAGGAUAGCUGUAGUCUGGGGUUUCAGCUCAUAAUUACUGGUAGUUUAGGCUGGGUUAGUUUAGUAUUUUCAGUUGUUUCCCUACCUUGGUGUUGCCAUACGUGGGUUAACCUUAGUUUCAGUUUCCAUGUUCAUGUAGUUAUUCCUCCGUACCUCUAGAUGGUUUUUGUUUUUUAGUUCUAGUAGUAGUUUAGUUCUUCUUUGUCUAAGAUACUAGUUCCGGUUCCUGUAUUGAGUUUCUUGUUGUGAAUAAAAACAUUUUAAAAUGUU
This is a messenger RNA of Amphiprion ocellaris (clown anemonefish), 4798 nucleotides long. RefSeq names its product small ubiquitin like modifier 1 (gene sumo1). Lineage: Eukaryota; Metazoa; Chordata; Actinopteri; Pomacentridae. Gene Ontology annotation, biological process: protein sumoylation. Gene Ontology annotation, molecular function: protein tag activity; ubiquitin-like protein ligase binding. Gene Ontology annotation, cellular component: PML body; nucleus. The record is from RefSeq and is a predicted model, not a curated record. The transcript is spliced from 5 exons. Bases 125 to 430 code for a protein of 101 amino acids.